UGGAGACCGGGCACCGACAAGCCCGAGCCCUCGGGCCGUGGUACGUAUGUUUUUGCUGCGAAACCUCAAGGCUUAUCUGCGCACAAGACUCGUCUGACCACUCGUGACAGUGAAAGAUACUCUUCAUCGAGGCACGCCCUCGGCUUUUACAAGUGCGUGAUCAAUACUUGUCGUUACACAGUCCCCACAUCCGGAGUUCAAGGCCAGUCUGUCUAUGAGGUGUUUGAGAGAGCCCUCGCCAGCGUGGUUCUUGACAUUCCGUCGCUGAGGGUGGGUAUAAAAGAUGAGGAAACAUCUAGUCCAUAUUUUGUAUUCCUAUCGGCCAUCAACCUCCACCUCCACCUCGAAUACCACGAGGUAUCGAAGGACCUCGACGUUGAGCUUAUCCAAAAACUGGAGCAUCAACACGAUCAAUACUUUCCUGAUAUCUCGAGCCGGCCUCCGUGGAAGGUGAUCAUUGUUUCCACCCCUCAUCCAGCAAAUGGAGUCCUUGCCUUUGAUGUCAUCUUCGCAGUGCAUCAUUCAAUAGCGGAUGGCAGAAGCACUGCGGCUUUUCACACCAAACUCCUUAAUGAGUUGGCCUACCCCUCAGUGCGCCCGAUACAACUUUCCGGCCAUGUUCUAAGCCUCCCGCCCAGCCAGCAGCUCAGUCCCCCCCUGGAAGAGGUGGUGGCUUUCAAACAGUCCUGGGGUUUUGUAUUGGGUACUCUUUUCAGAGAGCUCGGUCCCGCCUGGCUUUCAAGACCGUCGAAGGCAAUCCCAUGGACUGGAAAGCUAAUCACCCCCGAGCCCUUCCAAACAAACCUUCGCCUGAUUGUAGUUCCUGCGGAGGUGGCGCCAUCUGUUCUCGCUAUAUGCAGACAACACGGCACGACACUGACGCCCUUGCUUCACUCGCUCGUACUGGCUUCUAUCGCCAAGCUUGUUCCCGCCAAAGAUGCCCAAGUAUUCUGCAGCUCAACACCAUUAGAUCUAAGGCCCUAUAUUUCAGACCAUCCACCAAGCGGAAAGCCUGGAGCUCUUUUUGGAGUUCUAGUUACCACCCAGGCGCAUCAUUUUGAGUCACAUGAGAUCCAUGGGGAUAGGGACGAGGACGAUAUUUGGAAGACCGCAGUCAACCUAAGAGGUCGAAUGAAGAAACACCUAGAGACUGUGCCGAAGGACGACAUCAUCAGUAUGCUGAGCUGGGUCACAGACUGGAGAAAAUACUGGCUUUCAAAGAUAGGUAAACCGAGGGAAACGACAUGGGAGGUAUCUAACAUCGGGUCGAUUCACGGCAUCCCAAGUGGAAGCCAUCUCCAGCCAGGCUGGCAGAUCCGUCGCUCAAUCAUGUCUCAAGGAGCAACGGUCGCAGGAGCCGCGAUAGGGGUCAACGUCGCCGGGGUUGCUGGUGGAGAUAUCUGUAUCAGCCUGAGCUGGCAAGAAGGAAUAGUCGAAACGGACUUGGUCGAGGGAAUGGUGCUAGACCUGCAGCGCUGGCUCGGUCAGUUGGUUCGCGGAGAGAAGCUUGCCUGGAAAUAG
Molecule: messenger RNA, 1521 nt
Organism: Podospora anserina S mat+
Lineage: Eukaryota; Fungi; Ascomycota; Sordariomycetes; Sordariales; Podosporaceae
Exons: 1
Molecular function (GO): N-acetyltransferase activity
Source: RefSeq, a predicted model, not a curated record